AUGGCCAGCUCGACGCCGACGAGCCCGACCGUCGCUCCGACUCGGUCCUUCACUGGCAAUGUACCGUCCCCUCCCCCUCGCAACCCCGCGUCCCCCUCGACCGAGACUGCCCCCCCCACCUCCGCUUCAGCCUUGAGCGAACCGUUGAUCCGACUCGGUACGUUCAAUCCCCACCCCCCACUCGUUCGGCUCACCUGUUCGUUCCUCGGCCAACUCUUGAUGUUCUCUUCGUCUACAACAGGCGUAGCAGCCAUGGAUCGCAAGGCCCGUUCGAGGCCGAUGCGCAACAUCCUCUCCCGCCUGCUCGCGACCCAGCGCUUCGAGAUCACCGUCUUUGGCGAUAAAGUCAUCCUCGAUGAAGGUGCGUCAGCAUAGCAACCAACCCCCCCCCCCUCUCACCUUCUUCAAAGCCCAUUCCGAUGAAAAUCUUUUACCACAGCCAUCGAGAAUUGGCCCGUGUGCGAUUUCUUGAUUUCCUUCUUCAGUGAAGGCUUCCCGAUCGAUAAAGCCAGCAAGUUUUCUUCCUCCCCCCGAACCCGAACUUUCUCUCGAGCUGAUCUCGCCCCUACUUUCAAAAACCCCCCCGCAGUUGGAUACGUUGAACUGCGCAAACCCGUCUGCGUCAACGAUCUCCCACUCCAAAAAGUGUUCUGGGACCGUCGGGUCGUCCUGCAGAUCCUGGACCGUAUCGGCGUUCCGACCCCGAAACGACUCGAGUGCAACCGCGACGGAGGACCCCAAUUGGACCGGGCGAUCGCCGAUACGAUUCAACAAAACAUCGGCGUACGCGUCGAUAAGCCGCGGCCCAGGAGCGAGGUCUUUAUGAAGGACGACGACACGAUCGUCGUCGAUGGCAAGACCAUGACCAAGCCGUUUGUCGAAAAACCCGUCAGUGGCGAGGACCACAACGUCAACAUCUACUUUGCCAAGAAGAAGGGCGGAGGAGCGAGGAGGUUAUUCAGAAAGGCAAGUCGAGAUCGGUAUAGAGGUAGCUGAUCCGCUCGUCAGUAGAAGAUGCUGAUCGCUUUGCACGUGCUUGCUCUCACAGGUCGGUAACCAAUCCUCGGCGUUUGAACCGACCUUGACCCAAGUACGCAUGGAAGGUUCCUACGUCUACGAGCAAUUCGUCGACGUCGAGAACGCCGAGGACAUCAAAGUCUACACCCUCGGACCGAACUUUGUGCAUGCCGAAACGCGCAAAUCGCCGGUCGUCGAUGGAGUCGUCAGACGCAACCCCGAGGGCAAGGAGAUUCGCUUCAUCUGUCAAUUGACCGACGCGGAGAAGAAGAUGGCGAGGGACAUCUCGGUCGCGUUCAAGCAGAACAUUUGUGGAUUCGACUUGUUGAGGGCAGGUGGUAAGAGCUACGUCAUCGACGUCAACGGCUGGAGCUUCGUCAAAGGCAACGACUUUUACUAGUGAGCCUCAAGUCUGUGUACUCUUUCUACGAAAAGCCCAAGACCAUGCGCUAACCGAGCCACCGCGGACUCGACCUUUCACCAGCGACAAGUGCGCCGAGAUCCUGUCCAAGUUCUGCGAACGCAAGAUGCCUUCCGUAUCCAAGUCCUUCACGCCGGGAACCGAAACCGCGCGCGAAAAAUCGUGGGUGCUCAAAUCGACGAUCUGCGUCGGACGUCACGGCGACCGUACGCCCAAGUGCAAACUCAAGUUCACCUUCAAGGGUUCGAACCCUUGGACCCAACCCUUCAUCACCUUGUUGCAAGGUCGAACGAACGAGAUCAUCCUUCGCGAACCGGAUCAAUUGCAAUACAUUGCUGAUGCGGCCGAGGAGGCGAGUGGUCUCGAAGGCGCGGAUAAGGAACAACUUGAGCAGUUGAGGAAGAUCAUUGAAAAGAAGAAGAAUACGAAUGGGACCAAGGCGCAGUUGAAACCGGCUUUCAAGGACGAUGGCACGUGCGAGAAGGUCGCCGUGGUCGUCAAAUGGGGAGGAGAAGUGAGUGAGCGCAUGAUUCGCCCUGAUGACCGAGGAUUCUGACCAGCAAUUUUUGGUCUUAUCAGUUCACCCAUGCCGCUCGUUACCAAGCGAGGGACAUCGCCGAGAACAUGCGCAAAGGUAAGCGGCCUAGAUCCAAUGUUCGUCAUACCGCGCGCGUUCCAGCUGAGCCACGUUCACUGUGCAGACUUUUUGAUUAUGAACAAGUCCUUGUUCGAUCACACCAACGUCUACAGUAGUUCAGAGUGAGCUGCAUUCUCGCAAGUCGGUGCAUGGACUCGUCUGACGGAGUCUCUCUCCUUUGAGCUUUCCCACAGACGUCGGGUGGUGGCGACGGCAGAGAUCUUUACUACGUAAGUACGCGCUCUUCAAUGUGCGGGGUAAUAUUAACUGUACGAACUGUUCUCGAUGUCUUAUCACAGUACCUUCAUGGACGACAAGGAAGCUACACCCGAUACCCAACGUCUCAUCAUCCGCAAGGAUCUCUUGGACGACUCGAAUGCUGCCAAGGACGAGGUGAGACACCGAACCAGACUUGGUUCCAACUCUGAAUGCGCACUAAGCGUUGUCACGGAUGGCUUGCUAAUGCAGAUGGAGAAGGUCAAGAAACGCCUCAAGAUCUUGUGCCGUCCUGGAGCGCAGGCGAGGCCCGAGUUCGCUUGGCCCUUGGCUGAUCAGACCCCGUUCGAGGUGAGUCCAAGUAUAUGCAUGGAGUCUGAAUGCGCGUCCAAUGCUCAGUCUUCGUAUGUAUUACUGUUACCAGGUGGUCAAGGAAACAAUCGAGCUGAUGCGCCAUCACCGGACGGUCAUGCAUCGCAACUGGGAGUCGUUGGCGGUCGAGAAGAUUCAGAUCCGCUGGUGCUGCGGAGAGUACCCGUACUUGUUCCGAGGUGGGUCAUGCAAACCGACUCAUAAGCCCCGGGUUCACUUACUCAUUCACUUCAUCGAGGUAAUUCACAGAGCGAUGGGAAGCCCUCUUCGCCGACUGGUGCGACGUCGAGCUAGAGAAGUUUGACCCUUCGCGCGUAUCGGAACUAUACGACUCGCUCAAAUACGACGCCUUGCACAACCGCGUCUUCCUCGAGACCAUCUUCGGCAACGGCUCAACCCCACGCGCUUCUUCCCUCUCGCUCGAUUCCCGCUCCUCGGAAAAGGAAGACCAAUCCGGUCCUCCGAAGAAGUUGAGGGAGUUGUACAAACGCGCCAAGUUGUUGUUCGACCUGAUCGCGCCGCAGGAGUACGGUAUCGAGAAGAGUGAGAAGGAGGAGAUCGGCCUCUUGACGAGUUUACCGCUGCUGGAACAGUUGAUCAAGAACCUCAAGUCCGCGAGGGAGGAAACGCACGCUUCGGCCAAUUUUUACUUUACAAAGGAGUCGCAUAUGUGAGGAUUUCGAAAAAUAACAUGCUGCUUUGUAAGGAAACCUCUGGGUGCUGACGUUGUGUAUGGAUGCGCUCUGGUCAUUGCAGCCACACGCUGGUCAACUUGGUCACGCUUUCCGAGCUGCCCAUCGUGAUGCCUCAAGUACCCGAACUGGAUUACAUGUCGUAUAUCGCGUACGUACCUUCACAAUCCACAAACCCAAGAUUUCUCAACUGACCGCUUCUACACUUGUCUCCCCUACAGUUUCGAAGUGUACGAACGUACGAAAGGUCAGACGAAGGAACUCUCCGUACGAGUGUCCCUAUCCGAAGGCGCGCAUUCGGCCGUGCUCGACGCAAGCCUGGACGCCAAACAUGCGCUCCAAGUCCAACCCCGUAGGGCCUUGACGGAUUAUUUGGAUUUGGACGUCGCGAUCGAGACGUUGGGUAGACAUUCGGCCAAGGCCGAGGCGAAACAGAUUAAGAAAUCGACGACCAAGUUGGAGGGGUCAGUAGUGCCCAAAAACAAAGGGGUCCUUCAUUCUUGGAACGAGAGUAGGAACGGGAACGGAGAACUGAUGAUGCGCUCUUCUUCUUAUUGUUUCGUGCCUGCACAGCUUGUUGCCCAUCGAAGGUGACGAGAUCUUCAAAGGCGCUCAACGCCAAUUGGAGGAGAUUCGCGAGUUCAAGCCUAACCGACCGGGAUCGCUGUAUAGCGCCGGGUCCGAGAGGGGCGAGUAG
Messenger RNA from Microbotryum saponariae, 4052 nucleotides. Lineage: Eukaryota; Fungi; Basidiomycota; Microbotryomycetes; Microbotryales; Microbotryaceae. The record is from the annotation of a GenBank genome assembly.